Messenger RNA from Opisthorchis viverrini, 457 nucleotides. RefSeq lists its product as hypothetical. The record is from RefSeq and is a predicted model, not a curated record. The annotation marks the transcript as partial. NCBI's taxonomy places the organism in Eukaryota, Metazoa, Platyhelminthes, Trematoda, Opisthorchiida, Opisthorchiidae. The transcript is spliced from 3 exons.
GCCCUGACGCCGUUCUUUCUCUAAGAUGGACUCUUCGGCACAAGAAAGGACUGCUGCGAAGCGUGGCGAGUUUUGCGCUGAUAACCGCAUCACAUACAAAGUGCCGCACAUACCAGUUGACGACGUUGCUUCAUGGCAGUUCUCACUAUUUCAUCUACAUCCAACCAACUUCAUCCUUCUCACAUUCCCCACAUCUGUCCCUCAAGAUGCUGAUGAGGAAUUCGUCGUUCCUCACAUGGACAUUGCUUGUCUCCAGAACUCACUGGCCUAUCAGAAGGUGUUGGAAGAACCUUGGACCUACUUGCAUAACUGGAACACCUUGGCUCCGUCCGCACAGCAGGAGUUGGCGCAAAACUUUAUGAGCACUUUGGCGCAGCUGAAAACUGAGAUGGCCAUAACCCAGGGUGUAUUUGAUCCGUACGCAGUGAGUCAACAAACCGCCCAGUGUGUUAUUGAG